This is a messenger RNA of Sus scrofa (pig), 3715 nucleotides long. RefSeq names its product sphingosine-1-phosphate receptor 5 (gene S1PR5). Gene Ontology annotation, molecular function: sphingosine-1-phosphate receptor activity. Gene Ontology annotation, cellular component: membrane. Lineage: Eukaryota; Metazoa; Chordata; Mammalia; Artiodactyla; Suidae. The record is from RefSeq and is a predicted model, not a curated record. Gene Ontology annotation, biological process: G protein-coupled receptor signaling pathway.
ACCCGCAUCCUCAUGGAUACUAGUCAGAUUCAUUUCUGCUGCGCCACAACGGAAACUCCUACUCAAAGUAAUUUCAGAUGGUGCUAACUGCCACAUGAGGUUGGGGAGAAGGGGGACACAUCAGGGAAAGCCUCUCUGAGGAAAUACGAGCUAGGAAGGUCUGGGGAAGGGUUUUCCAGACAGGCAGAUCCCCAAGUGCCAAGGUCUAGAAGCAGGUGAAGAACUGGGUGGGGGAAGCUCAAAGAAAGUAAGGCAGAGGGAGAGUGGAGAUAUACAGAGGAGAGAUGCUCCAGGGCCUUGUGGGAUUGGGGCGUUUACUCUGAGCCCCAUAUGAAGGCAUGGGAAGGCCGGAGGCAGGACAGGAAUAUGAUUGCGUGUGAUCGCAUGCAUGAGGUGGCAUGAGUUGGGGGUGCUGGGCCUGGGACCCAUGGCCGGAAGAGCCCCCUUGCACCCUGUAGGGGCCCGUGGGAGGUGAGAUUGCCACUGCCUGGGAGGUGAGAAGCAGCCACUUUCCCACCCUGGGGUGUGGCUUCCCCCUAUGCAAAAGGGGGUCAUUGAUCCAGAACAGUCUAUGCACCAGGCAUGGCCCCCACCAUGUUUGGGGAAUCUACAGGGCUCUUCCCAGCAGGCUUUUCCAGGAGGCUGUGGGGCUGUGGCACCCAAACCUUAUCUCAGCCCUCCUACCCCACUUGGGCUUCACUGUCUGUUCUGCUCCCAGUAUGUUUGUUGGAGCAGAUGGGAGUGGUUCUGUUUGCAGCCCCAGGAAGCCCUGAAGGCCUGGAGGGGGAUGUGACCUGGCCUGGGUGCCCCACCCCCCGCCCCAGGGGCACCCCUUCAAUCCAUCCCCAGCCUGCGGCUCACAGUCCCUGGGACGCCCUCACCGUGGCCGGCAAAGCCUGAGGCGGCCAGAGCAAAGGGCACAGUUCUGGUGAAGGUCAUUGCAACCAGGCCCAGCCCCCCCUUCCACUGCUGGUCUGAGGAAGCUUCCCAGGCUGGAAGCUCCUGGGAACUGGGGGUGGGGGUGCGGGGCCAGCUGGGACUGGCCCGUCGGAGGAGCGGAGGCCUGGGAGAGGCGUGGGAGAGAGACAGACUGAGAAAGACAAAGACAGUGACGGAGAGAGAGGCGCACAGAGACAGGGAGAGACUCAGAGACCAGAAGAGAGACACACACAGAGAAAGUGAAGGAGACAUUCAUUCAUUCAUUCAUUCACUCACUUUCUCAGCGGCUACUUAUUCGGCACAGGCUUCGUCCUCGGCAGAGUCUACGACAGACACAAAUCCCUGUCACGGUGGGGCUGACAGUCCGAUGGGGACACAGCCCAGAAACAACGAUAACGGAGUAAAUCGCCUUGUCGGGAGUGAUAAGGCUUUGGGGCGGGAGGCCCAUGGAGCCGGGGCUGCUGCGGCCAGCGCCUGUGAGCGAGGUCAUCGUCCUGCAUUACAACUACACCGGCAAGCUCCGAGGUGCGCGCUACCAGCCAGGUGCGGGGCUGCGCGCCGACGCCGUGGUGUGCCUGGCCGUGUGCGCGCUCAUCGUGCUCGAGAACUUAGCAGUGCUGGUCGUGCUCGGACGCCACCCACGCUUCCAUGCGCCCAUGUUCCUGCUCCUGGGCAGCCUCACGUUGUCGGAUCUGUUGGCCGGCGCCGCCUAUGCAGCCAACAUCCUGCUGUCAGGGCCGCUCACACUGCGCCUGUCGCCCGCGCUCUGGUUCGCGCGUGAGGGAGGCGUUUUCGUGGCGCUCGCCGCAUCGGUGCUGAGCCUCUUGGCCAUAGCGCUCGAGCGCCUCCUCACCAUGGAGCGCCGAGGACCCGCGCCCGCCGCGCGUCGGGGGCGCACGCUGGCGCUGGCCGCCGGCGCCUGGGGCGUGUCGCUGCUCCUCGGGCUACUGCCGGCACUAGGCUGGAAUUGCCUGGGGCGUCUGGAAGCCUGCUCCACGGUCCUGCCACUCUAUGCCAAGGCCUACGUGCUCUUCUGCGUGCUCGCUUUCGUGGGCAUCCUGGCCGCCAUCUGUGGACUCUAUGCACGCAUCUACUGCCAGGUGCGUGCCAAAGCACAGCGCCUGCGGGUGCGCCCUGGGGCUGGAGAGGGCACCUCCGCCCGGGCGCGCGGGACGCCGCGUUCGUUGGCGCUGUUGCGCACGCUCAGCGUGGUGCUCGUGGCCUUCGUGGCAUGUUGGGGCCCUCUCUUCUUGCUGCUCUUGCUGGACGUGGCGUGCCCCGCGCGCGCCUGCCCCGUGCUCCUGCAGGCAGACCCCUUUCUGGGUCUGGCCAUGGCCAACUCACUUCUGAACCCCAUCAUCUACACAUUCACCAACCGCGACCUCCGCCACGCACUCCUGCGCCUCAUCUGCUGCGGCCGCCGCCCCUGCUGGGGAGGCUCUGGCACCUCCCGGAGUCCGGGGAGCACCCUUGGGGCUUCUGGCGGCCUGCACCGCUGGCUACCUCCCGGCAUGGACCGCAGCUCUAGCCGCUCCGAGCGCUCGUCGCCCCAGCGGGACGGACUGGACACUAGCGGCUCCACCGGCAGCCCUGCCGCGCCCACAGCCGCUCAGACCCUGGUACCCCCGCCCGCCGCAGACUGACGCCCUUUGGCCAGCCGUUGCCCUCACUAAGAGCUCUUUUGCCGACGUCCUUCCUUCCCUUCCCUCUUUCUCUCUUUUUCAUUUUUGGCCGCCCUGCGGCAUAUGGAGCUUCCAGGCCAGGGUUCAGAUUUGAGUCGCAGUUGCGACCUAAGUUACAGCUGUGGCAACGCUGGAUCCUGAACCCACUGUGCCAGGCCGGGGGUCGAACAUGUGUCCCAGCACUCCCAAGAGGCUGCCGAUUCCGUUGCGCCACAGCGGGAACUCCUCGACUUUCUUUUUAAAUUAAGGAAUUUAUGGGAAAAGCCGCUGAAGAUGGUGGAGGCAGAAAAGAUGGAAGAAGAUGUAUUUUAUUGACACUAAACCUCGAAGCAGUGAAGAAAACAGACAAAAAUCCUUGCCUUGUGGAAUUGAUAUUCUGGUGGUGGACAUAGACAAUAACGGAGUGAAAAGGUACGGAGAUAAUUCCACGGACAAUAUAGUGAUGCAGUGGUGGUCAGGGAAUGCCUCUCUACAGAGGUGGCAACAGGUGUUAUGACUUGAGAUGGUCACUGUCCUGGGAAUUUCUGAAGGAUGAGCACUUCAGGGUAGGGUUAACAACAGGUGCAAAGGGUCUGAGGCUAGAAUAUGUGUGUUCUCUGAAAAGUAAGGAUCCCAGUGUGGCUGGAGCUAGGAUGGAGAGGGAGAGUGGGAAGAAACAGAGGCAGGGAAAUAAUGGGGCAGAUUUUGCAGGGCCUUAUGGGACAGGGGGAAUUUUCUUUUGCUCUGAGUGAAGUGAGAUUCAUGGAGGGUUCCAGGCAGAGGAGAGACUGAAUUUGGUCCAGAUGUUUACAAAUGCCUCUGGUCUUUGUGAGGUGGGGGGCAAAGCUAGGAGAACAAGGUGCCCUGAACUGACCUAGGUGAGUGAUGAUAAGGCCUCAGACCAUGUGGAUUCUUGACAGAUUUGAGAAGUAUGGACCAAGUUACUGAGGCAUUGGGUGUGAGAAAGGAGUCAAGGACAGCUCUUCACUUUAGAGGAGAGCCCAAAGACAGGGCACCCCAAAAUCGACUCUGGGAGACUCAACCAAUCCAUCUGAAACAAAAUUUCUUUGAAUGUGGUGUCCUACAUAAAAAAUAAAAAUAUAAUCGGAUUAUAA